Molecule: messenger RNA, 1800 nt
Organism: Penicillium oxalicum
Lineage: Eukaryota; Fungi; Ascomycota; Eurotiomycetes; Eurotiales; Aspergillaceae
Product: ferric reductase family protein
Exons: 1
Coding region: 1-1800 (599 amino acids)
Biological process (GO): copper ion import; intracellular iron ion homeostasis; iron ion transport
Cellular component (GO): plasma membrane
Molecular function (GO): ferric-chelate reductase activity
Source: RefSeq, a predicted model, not a curated record
AUGAUGCACUCUAUCCUGUUGGGUCUUUCCCUGGCGGGACUGAGUCUCGCCCAAGAAACUUUUGAAAAGCGACAAGGCCAGAAAAGCGCCCUCUCCAUGUGGCAUGAAGCCUACAAUGAUGACUUGGCUCGUUAUACGAUCCUGUCUCUUGGAUGUGCAGCCGCUGCAUACUACGUUUGGUCGCUGAGCUUCCGCUUCGCCGGCCAUCUGCGCCGUCUCUCUGCCUUCACCGACGAUAAGCAGAAGUAUUUCGUACCGGCCCACGACAAAUUCUGCUGGCUUAAGGAGCACCUAAUCUAUGCUCCCCUCUUUGGAACUAGACACAACCGCGAGUUCCAGCUCUCGUCUGCGAUCAAUAUGGGCAAUCUGCCCAGUCGAUUCCACGGCUUGCUGGUCAUCAGCGUGGUCGCGAUGAACGUUGUUUUGUGCACCGUGACGACCCCGUACAACUCGCCCGAGGACACCUUGGCCGGCAUUGUGCGCAACCGAACCGGUACCAUGGCCACAAUCAACCUGGUCCCUCUCGUCCUCAUGGCCGGACGUAACAACCCACUGAUCGCCAUGCUCCAUGUUCCCUUUGAUACUUGGAACUUGCUUCACCGAUGGCUGGGCCGGAUCGUUGUUCUCGAGGCUCUCGCCCACACCUUUGCCUGGAUGAUCCCCAAGGCACACAAGGCCGGAUGGGGCGUCGUUGCCAAAGCUCUUGGAAGCAGUAGCUUCUUGUUCGCUGGUCUGAUGGGCACGGCGGCCUUCACAGCCCUGCUGCUUCAUUCGCCAUCUCCCAUCCGCCACGCUUUCUAUGAGACCUUCCUUCACCUCCAUAUUGCCAUUGCUGCCGUGUGCUUCGGCUUCUUGUGGGUGCAUCUCCAUGGUAUGGCAGCUCAGCAGUACCUGCUCGCUGCCAUCAUUCUGUGGGCGCUCGAGCGAACAAGCCGUUUGGUCAUUAUCUUUUACCGAAAUAUCGGCCGUAACUCCACCACAGCCACGGUUGAGGCCAUGCCCGGUGACUGUAUGCGAAUUACCAUCCGCAUGGCACGGGCCUGGACUUUCCAGCCGGGUCAAUACAUCUACUUGUACAUUCCCGCUGUUGGGUGGUGGACUUCCCACCCUUUCUCCGUGGCCUGGACCGAGGCUGAGUCGAACAUGACCGACGAGAAGUCCCUGCCCAUUGCACGACAAGACUUACUCGGCCGAGCGCAACAGAACACCAUCUCCUUGUUGGUUCGCCGACGCACGGGUAUGACCGAUAAGCUCUUCCAGCGCGCCUCCAAUGCGAUUGGAUCGCGCGUGGUCCUGCGUGCAUUUGCCGAGGGACCCUACGGUAACAUCCACUCCCUGGAUUCCUACGGGACCGUGAUGCUCUUCGCAGGAGGUGUGGGAAUCACCCACCACGUUCAAUUUGUCCGCCACCUCGUCGCAGGCUUCGCCGAUGGCACCGUGGCCACCCGCCGCCUCACCUUGGUUUGGAUCAUCCAGUCUCCCGAGCAUCUGGAAUGGAUUCGGCCCUGGAUGACCACCAUUCUCGCCAUGGACCGUCGCCGAGAGGUGCUCCGGAUCAUGCUCUUCGUGACUCGUCCCCGCAACACCAAGGAGAUCCAGAGUCCCUCCGCCACCGUCCAGAUGUUCCCGGGCCGGCCCAACAUCGACACACUGAUCGGGAUGGAGGCCGAAAGCCAGGUUGGCGCCAUGGGUGUGAUGGUCUGCGGCAAUGGUGGUUUGAGUGAUGAUGUGCGCCGGGUGUGCCGGCGGAGACAGGCGAGCUCCAAUCUGGAUUAUAUUGAGGAAAGUUUCUCGUGGUAA